Messenger RNA from Gavialis gangeticus (Gharial), 3451 nucleotides. It is a transcript of the gene CDK17, whose product is annotated as cyclin dependent kinase 17. The transcript is spliced from 17 exons. Bases 119 to 1690 code for a protein of 523 amino acids. Gene Ontology annotation, cellular component: nucleus; cytoplasm. Lineage: Eukaryota; Metazoa; Chordata; Crocodylia; Gavialidae. Gene Ontology annotation, biological process: protein phosphorylation. The record is from RefSeq and is a predicted model, not a curated record. Gene Ontology annotation, molecular function: protein kinase activity; ATP binding.
UUAAUUAAAGAUGUUUACAUUAGAAUUGAAUCUCAAGUGCUUCAUUGUAUGCAUUUUGCACUUGCACCUUUCCACAUCAAACUCCUGGCUUGCUUAAGCCAGACUUCUCAUCGAUAGAAUGAAAAAGUUUAAGAGGAGACUUUCCCUAACGCUGCGUGGAAGCCAGACCAUUGAUGAAUCUCUGUCUGAGCUGGCUGAACAAAUGACAAUUGAAGAGAACAGUAGCAAAGAUAAUGAGCCUAUCGUGAAGAAUGGCAGGCCUCCAACAUCUCACAGUAUGCACUCAUUUCUCCACCAGUACACAGGAUCUUUCAAGAAGCCCCCUUUACGGCGACCACACAGUGUUAUUGGUGGCAGUCUUGGCUCCUUCAUGGCAAUGCCUAGGAAUGGAAGCAGAUUAGAUAUUGUACAUGAAAAUCUGAAAAUGGGAUCAGAUGGUGAAAGUGACCAAGCCUCUGGGACAUCCUCUGAUGAAGUUCAGUCUCCUACAGGUGUUUGCCUCAGAAACCGGAUACACAGACGGAUCUCGAUGGAGGAUCUGAACAAACGUUUGUCGCUGCCUGCAGACAUCAGAAUACCUGAUGGAUAUCUAGAAAAACUGCAGAUAAAUAGCCCACCAUUUGAUCAGCCGAUGAGUCGACGCUCUCGUAGAGCAUCACUAUCAGAAAUUGGAUUUGGGAAAAUGGAAACUUACAUCAAAUUGGAAAAACUUGGAGAGGGUACUUAUGCAACAGUAUAUAAGGGAAGAAGUAAAUUGACAGAGAACUUAGUAGCUCUGAAAGAAAUCCGACUGGAACAUGAAGAAGGGGCACCAUGCACAGCCAUCAGAGAAGUGUCAUUAUUAAAAGACCUAAAGCAUGCAAAUAUUGUUACAUUGCAUGAUAUUGUUCAUACAGACAAGUCUUUGACUCUUGUUUUUGAGUAUCUGGACAAGGACCUAAAGCAGUACAUGGAUGAUUGUGGUAACAUCAUGAGUAUGCACAAUGUAAAACUCUUUUUAUAUCAGAUUCUGCGGGGUUUGGCAUACUGUCAUAGGCGGAAGGUGCUACAUCGAGACCUUAAGCCACAGAAUCUACUCAUUAAUGAGAAAGGAGAGCUAAAGCUAGCAGACUUUGGUUUGGCUAGAGCAAAGUCUGUUCCUACAAAGACCUACUCCAAUGAAGUUGUCACAUUAUGGUACAGGCCACCUGAUGUUCUUCUUGGAUCUUCAGAAUAUUCAACUCAAAUUGAUAUGUGGGGUGUUGGAUGCAUAUUUUUCGAAAUGGCUUCAGGAAGACCUCUCUUUCCUGGUUCAACUGUUGAAGAUGAAUUGCACUUAAUUUUUAGACUCCUUGGGACUCCAUGUCAAGAAACAUGGCCAGGAAUCUCUUCCAAUGAUGAGUUUAGGAACUACAACUUUCCCAAAUACAAACCACAGCCUCUAAUCAACCAUGCACCAAGGCUAGACUCCGAAGGAAUUGAAUUGAUAGCAAAGUUUCUUCAAUAUGAAUCUAAAAAAAGAAUUUCAGCAGAAGAAGCCAUGAAACAUGCAUACUUCAGAAGUCUUGGAACAAGGAUACAUACUUUACCUGAAAGUGUCUCAAUAUUCAGUCUGAAAGAGAUUCAGUUGCAGAAAGACCCUGGCUUUCGAAAUUCCUCUUACCCUGAGACAGGACAUGGGAAGAACAGAAGGCAGAGCAUGCUUUUUUAAAGCUGGCGAUACAGAUUCAAGCCCAAGCCUAUCUUUAUCAAUCAAGGACUCAGAUCUGAAGGCAGUUCUUUCUUUUGGUGGACUUGGAAUCUGUUUGUCUGCACUGUUCUCUUCACAGUGGAGUCUUUUUAUUUCCAACCUGCAGAUUAUGUUUUUAUAUUUGUUGUCACAGUGUGACAAUUUUUUGUACAGUUGGUUUUAAGGUCUCCUCUGCCAUUAGAGCCAGUAGGUUACAGCUGUUUAUGUAACUGUAGCUGCAAUUUUUGUGCAGGACUGAGAAACACAGUGCAUUAUUUAUUGCGGAAUCAUUGCUGCUAAAUAACUACUGUCUGUAUAGUUAACACAACAGUUCAAUGCCUGAAGAAGUUGCAAUGGCUUUAUAAUAUGUGAAUGCAUCUGUUUCUCUUCAUAAACUGUUUUACUGCUGCAGUUUUUUGUAUUUUUAAACUGCAGUGUUUCCUGGAAUGUAAACAUAGCUUUGCUUGACUAUAGGUGAACCAUCUUUAACGCUCUAAGUUCAUGGCACUUAAUUCCUUAUUUAACAUUGGAAAUACAGUAGUUGACGUAUUAUGAAGCAUAUGAUGUUUUUCAAAAGCACCUGGUGAGAGAGUUGAUUCAAACAAGUGAAUGGUUAGUUAUUAUUUGCAUUUUAAUCUUGUAUCUGUUACUGGUAAAUUAAAGCACAGAGACUGAAUGAUCAGUUUUGUCAGGAUUCCUCCGAUACAAGAUAUUUGCAUGUGAUUGUGCAUCUCUUUCCAGAUGCAACAAGGUUCUUUACCUUCUUUUUAACAUAAUUAGGAAUAUGAAUAGCAAAAAAUCAAUUACGUGCAUCUCUGUUUUACUUUCAGAACUGAGCUUUGAUUUUAUUUUUUUUCUUUACAAAAUAACAGGAUGACUUAAUUACAAGAGCAUGGGAACAAUGUCAUAUUUUUCCCCUCUUGUGGAUUUCUCAUUACUACAUUAUUCACUUGAAAUCAACUGGAAAGAUGCAAGUUCAUACUUGAUAAGAACUCAGUAUACAUUACAGACCUUUUGAAAAUGGGAACUUAGAGGGUUUUUAAGAUCUUAGAUGUUAUCUGUUUACCAACGAUAGUAAACAUGUUACUACUACGCUUAUGCAUCUCAGUGAGUAUCAUAAGUACACCCUUGGUGAUGGUAACAGUAUUUUUAAGCAUUUGUGUUCACCUUUAUGAACUUAUUUGUUUAGUGCAUCUUAAAAGAGACUGUAAAUCUUUUAUUGGUAUAUUUUGAAAUGGUCAUGUAAAUCUUUGGCUGGUAUAUCAUGAAAAUAGUCAUAGAUAACUUAAUUUUUUUUUUCCUGACAUUCACUGUAAAACAUUCAGGGGUCCUAUCAUUUCUGUUCAGGAAAUCUUGUAGUUUAUUGUUAUUUAACAGUAUUAAGUGAAUUUUUGUAUAUUUCAUUUUAACUUUAUUUGUGAAUAGUGAUUGUGGCAUGUUUGGGGGUGUUUUAUUAAUAUUUCAUGAUACUGGUAAAUUGAACUGGGACUUUUUUAUUUUCUGAAAAGAGAGAAGUUCAUGUGUUAUAGUGAAUCUUGGACCACUACCGCUUUUCAGCAUUUGUAAGCCGGUUUUACGUUACAGAAACCCUUAUAGACCUAACAAAACUGCUGUUAUUUCUAACUGACAGACCUGUAUUAAUAUUGUACUUUUGAAAGUAUAAAUAUUAUGUGGAAUUCCUUGGUUUUGUUUUGAAGUUUAUAACAACAAGGCUCUGUGUUAAAACACAAAUUUGGUGAUCUA